CCUCUGACACGCGCUUACGCAGAAAUAAAGCUGUUAGCGUGUAGGGAAGGACUUUGGUUGGGACACCUCACUGCACAGAGCCAAGAUGGUUGUCAUUAAGGACAUGAGUUUCAAAGCUGGCCAGGAGCUGAAGAUCUCUGGCAAAGCCAAAAAAGCCACUUCGUUCUGCGUGGAAGUUGGCCACAAUGCAGAUGGCAUAGCCCUGCACUUCAACCCACGUUUUGAUGAGCAUGGCGAUGUCAACACCAUCGUCUGCAACUCCAAACAGGGAGAUUGCUGGCACGAGGAGCACAGGGAGACCCUGUUCCCAUUCCAACCUGAAGAGGAUUUCAAGAUUGCUAUAACUUUCAACAAUGAAACCUUUUACAUCAGUCUCCCGGGUGGCAACAUGAUACAUUUCCCUAACCGCUUCGGCGACGACAAAUUCAAUUACCUGAGUUUCAAGGGAGACGUUAAGAUCUACAGCGUCAAAAUCAAAUGAGGCAAUCAUCUUGGCUUGACCAACCACCAUCUCCGCAGGGACUUUGCCAUUGUGUGAACGUCGUCCUGUUUCUGUCUCACUGUAACAUCAUCAAUGAAAUAUGUUGUGACUGCGGUCUGACUUAAUUAUAUCUGUGAAUCACUGACUGUGAAAAAUUGCAUGUGUGCAGUGAAAAACAAUGACCUGUGCUCGGGCCUUAGCAACCUAAGUCCUAGUCUCAUCCCACUGUUCAUAACCACUAAUAAAACAUUCUUUUUUUCACAA
Molecule: messenger RNA, 745 nt
Organism: Alosa alosa (allis shad)
Lineage: Eukaryota; Metazoa; Chordata; Actinopteri; Clupeiformes; Clupeidae
Gene: lgals2b
Product: lectin, galactoside-binding, soluble, 2b
Exons: 4
Coding region: 86-481 (131 amino acids)
Molecular function (GO): laminin binding; galactoside binding; carbohydrate binding
Source: RefSeq, a predicted model, not a curated record